Messenger RNA from Oncorhynchus nerka (sockeye salmon), 297 nucleotides. Its product is annotated as GRB2-related adapter protein-like. Gene Ontology annotation, molecular function: phosphotyrosine residue binding; epidermal growth factor receptor binding. Gene Ontology annotation, cellular component: cytoplasm; COP9 signalosome; nucleoplasm. The record is from RefSeq and is a predicted model, not a curated record. Lineage: Eukaryota; Metazoa; Chordata; Actinopteri; Salmoniformes; Salmonidae. Gene Ontology annotation, biological process: regulation of MAPK cascade; signal transduction.
AUGGAGGCUGUAGCCGUGUUUUCUUGAGCAAAAGAACGAGACGAGCUCAGCUUCCAGAAAGGAGAGAUACUGAAGGUGACGGAGAUGGAUGAGGAUCCUAAUUGGAUGAUGGCAGAACUCCACGGGAGGCGAGGCUACGUCCCUGAGAACUACAUUAGUCUGUUACCACACCCGUGGUUUGCGGGACGUGUGUCCAGGCAGCAGGCUGAGCAGCGGUUGCGUUGGGAGGAGAGAGGAGUGUUCCUGGUUAGAGAGUCAGAGAGUUCACCAGGAGAGUUCUCUGUUUCUGUCAGGUAA